Fonticula alba is the source of this 4415-nucleotide messenger RNA. RefSeq lists its product as hypothetical. Gene Ontology annotation, biological process: regulation of transcription by RNA polymerase II. The record is from RefSeq and is a predicted model, not a curated record. Lineage: Eukaryota; Rotosphaerida; Fonticulaceae. The transcript has 5 exons. Gene Ontology annotation, cellular component: nucleus. The coding region runs from base 1 to 4215 and encodes 1404 amino acids. Gene Ontology annotation, molecular function: protein dimerization activity; DNA-binding transcription factor activity, RNA polymerase II-specific; RNA polymerase II cis-regulatory region sequence-specific DNA binding.
AUGUCGCUGGUUGGCCAACGCCAAGCGUCCCUGGCGGACACCGCCCGGUCCCUGCCGCACGGGGCCGCCACCGGCGGCGGCGGCGGCGGCAGCGGCCCCACCGCCGCCCUCGGCGCCACGCAGCAGGAGCUCCUCCUGCACUUUGACCUGGCCACCGAGCACCUCUACCUGCCGGAGGGUGUGGUCCCGCCGAAGGACCGCCUGCCGCCGGCCAGCGGGGAAGCCGGCCUGACGCUGGCCUCGACUCGGCGGCCGUUCCCCGGCUCCGGCUCCGGCUCGAGUCUGGUGACCGGCGGCUCCUCCUCCGGGCAGUUCGCGUCCCCCGGCGGCGGGCCGGCCGUCGGCCUCCAGCGCCUGCUGCCCGGGCCCGCGCCCUCCUCCGAGUCGCACUUCCUCUUCGGUGCCAAUGCCGGGCCCGGCCCGUAUGCCGACUCGAGCGCCCUCCUCCCCGGGCCUGGUCUGGCCGACGGGGGUCCCUUUUCGCAGCCGCGCUUCCUGACUCAUGGAUCCGGCGGCUAUCCGACAUCCGGCCACGGGGGCCCCACUCCGACGCCCCCGCAGCAGCAGCAGCAGCAGCAGCAGCAGCAGCAGCAGCAAUACCAGCCGGACGCCCGGGCCAUCGGGCCGGUGUCUGUCCAGCAGCCACCGCUGCCGCCGCCGGCACAGCAGCAGCCCCUCGGCACCCCCAGCCGCGGGGACUUCCACGAGCCUGGCUCUUUCACCCCCUUCGGCCAGCACCCCGGCUCGGCGCACCAAUCCCCCGGCAGCCGGAGCGACUCGUCCUCCCCCCCGCAGCCGGGCGACCUGCACCGGGCCAAGCGCCCGCAUGACGCCCUCCUGCCGGGCCCCGGGCCGGUCAUCCACCACGGGCAGCACCAUGCCCCGGGCUCGGGAGCCGCGCGCUACAUGCCCAGCCCCCAUGGCCUCGGACCCGGCAACACCCCGGGCCCGAGCCCGCACUAUGCCGGCCUGCCGUAUGCCGGCGGCCCGCGUCCGGUGCCGGCCCCUCUCUCGGAGGAGUAUUACCACGGGCUGGGGGCCGGGCCGGGUCCGUUGGCGGCCGUCCCGCUCGAUGUCGGCUUUGCCGGGGCCCGCUCGCCGGGGCAGCACGGCCCGGGGCCCGCCGCCGGGGGGGGCACCUUCGCCAUCGGCACCAACAAUGGUCCUGGCCCCGGUGCUUCCCUCUCUUCCGGCCCGGGGGGCUACACCCCGCGGCACUACCUGCCGGCGGGCGGGGCCUCGGCAGCCGCAUCGCCCGUGGUCGGUGGCGACCUGCCCCUGCACAAGCGCCCGCGCGCGGCAUCCUUCUCCGGGGGUCUCUCGUCGCCCCGGCGCCCGGGCACCGGGGUGCUUUCCCACUCGGAUGAGGAAUCGCCGGUCCUGCCGGCCGAGGACUCCUUCGAGGGCGGUGGCUCGUACGCCCCGAACGGCGGGUCGGCCGGGCCCCAUGGCGGGUACUCGUACCUGCCGCCGCCGCAGUUGCUGGUCGGCGCGCGCUGGCUCCCCGGGGCCGGGGCCUCGUCGGCCCGUGGCGGCGGCAGCGGCCCCAACUCGCAGUCGGACUCGCGCUCGGCGUCGCCCUUCCCCGGGAGCGGCCCCUCCGGGGGCCGGGGCUCCCCGGCCGGCACCUCGCGCUCCCUCGUGUCGCGGCUCAAUCACAAUGCCUCGGAGCGCCGGCGCGCCCACAGCAUCAAUGAUGCCAUCACCCGGCUGCGGCAGCUGGUCCCUGGCUGUCGGUCGUCCCUGGUGACGGACACCGGGGAAAAGAUCAGCGGCAAUGAGAAGGUCACCAAGUCCGAUGUCCUGCACAAGACAUGCACCUAUGUGGAGGACUUGCAGCUGGACUAUCAGGAACUCCUGGCCCACAUCGACCGCAUGGGCCGCGAGAUGGACCGGCUGAAGGCGCAGCUGGCGGCCGCCCGUGGGGGGGACCGUGCCGUCACCGGCGCCUCGGCCCAAAAGCCCCCCGGCCGGCAGCAUGAGCAGCGGCAGCAGCAGGCCGGCGAGUUGGCCCUGCCGCCGCCGCCGUCGCAACAGCAGCAGCCGCAGCCGCAGCCGCAGCCGCAGCAGCCGCAGCACCAUCUCCCCGGGCCGCCGUAUGAUACGGUGUCCUUGCCGGGCGCCGGGGCUUCGCCGGUCCUGCAGCAAUCCCCGAAUGCUGGUGGGCCCGCCAUGCAGACGCUGGCCCGGUCGUCGGGCAUGCAUUCGCAGCAGCGCUUCGCCCCGCCCCACAUGUAUGCCGGCCACCCGGGCGUGGCGCCGAGCAUGUUCGGCUCCCCCCGGUCGCUGUCUUCCUCCUCCUCCUCCUCCUCCUCUUGCUCCUCGGCGGCGGUGUCCUCCUCCUCCGAGCCGGAGGACGACCUGAACUCGCCGCACAUGCCGGGCCCCGGCAGCGGCCACGGCGGUGGCACCGACCACUUCUCCCCGUCCCAGGCUGAUGCCUCCUCCUCCGGGCCACACGGCUUCCCGGUCGGUCCUUCCGUCAGCACGGACGGCCUGUCGCAGCAUCUGGCGGCCAGCCCAUUUGGCGGCCCGCCGGUCAGCGAUGGCUUUGGCAUGGUGGAGGCGUAUGGCGCACCCGGGUCCGGGGCCUUUGGGGCGGAUCCCCUGGCCGCGGGUGCCCCGGCGGCCGGUGACGCCACGGCCGACGGCCAGAUCAACACGCUGGAGCUGCUGGCCCCGCGCGAGCGGUCGCACGUUCCCCAGACCACCGGCACGGCCUUCCUGGAGUAUGCCUCCUCGGUGUUCAUCUUCAUCACGGUGUUCAUCUACCUGCCGAUGGUGUUCGACCGGGCCACCAACGGCUCGACCAAGGCCGCCCUGUCGUCGGCCAUUGUCGGCAUGCCGGGCUUCCAGGGGGCCACCGGGGCCGGGCUGGCCGGGGCCGGGGGCACCUUGGCACACCUGGCCGCCGGGGCCGGCAACAAUGGCACGGCCGAUGUCCUGGCCGCGCCGGACCAGCUGCCGGGCCUGGUGAACUCGCUGUCCUCCAGCCAGAACCUGGUCCUGUCGCUGGUGGCCCUGGUGCCGGACCUGUCGGACCCGCUGUUCCCGGUCCGGUCGCUGGUGUACUCGGGGCUGGUGCUGGCCCUGAAGGUGUCGGUGUCGGUGGUGGUCUUCCGCCUGCUGCUGCUCCGGGCCACGGUCAAUCUGUCCUCCUUCUCGCAGAUGCGCCAGCGGGCGGAGCGCGCGCGUGCCCUCCGCCACCGGGCCGACGCUCUGGUCUCGGCCGGCAGCAUCAACAAGGGCCGCGAGCUGUAUGCCGAGGGGCUGGAGCUUCUGUGGGGCCGUCCCCUGCGGGCCAUCUACUCGGCCAACCUGCUGUCCCCGCUGACGCGCUCAACCGUGGCCGAGCGCUUCCUCAACUUCUGCGUGCUCAUCCACACGACUCUCUUCCUGCUCUUCCACGGAGUUCUCUACAUCUCCAACCGGGUGCCGGUCUUCCGAAUGAUCAGCAACCGGAUCCUCCACCUGCCCGGUCUGGACGAGGUGACCAGCGAGAUGGUGGCCCUGCUGUAUGGCAUCUUCAAGCACCAGCCCUACGAGACAUGGCACACCUCGCUCCAAACCUACUCGUAUGCCCUGGCCGCGGUCAACAUGGAGGAGACCAAGCACUCCAACAGCGAGAUCCUCACCGAGUUGCUGGCCUACUUCUCCAUCGGGAUCGAGCAUCUUGAGGUCCGCGACUUGGUGGAAUACCUGCGCUCGCGGGCUCUCUACCUGGCGGCCGUGUAUCAUGGCCCGGAGCAGGUGGCCCGGGUCCGGGCCAUUCUCCAAGCCCAGACCCCGCCCGACCAGCAGCUCUUCCGCAUGGCCCGGUCGUCGGCCCCAUACCUGGUGUCUUUCAUCCUGCGCAUCAUCAUGCUGCUGAUGACCAGCGUCAAUGCGGCCGUCAGCAUGCGCGGCCUGCGUGAGGAGGAGCUGGCCCUGUUCCUGUCGGAUGAGGGCGCCAGCGGUGCCGACGUGGCCACCACUGCCGCCGGGUCCUGCGUCCCGGCCGGGGUGGCGGCCCUCAAGGCGCCCCCUGCGGGGGCCGACGCCGGUGACCGCGACGGCGGCCCGGCCGAGACGACGACCCCCGCCGCCGCUCACGACGGCGGCGUCGCCGCCAGCACCGUCCCAGACAUGGCCAUGCUCGGCUCCUCGGGGACGGCCUCCCCCCUUGCCGAGGGGUGUCCCUCCUCGCCGGCCGCCAUCUCCCUCAAGCAGGCCUAGCCUGCGCGUGUGCAUCCCCCCCCCCCUGCUACGCAUGCGAGACGCGGCUGGCUGGCUGGCUGGCUGGCUGGUGUUCUGCCAUCGCGCUCCCCUCCCUCUCCCCCCUCGUCCUUGUGAAUGGGUUGCUCCUCCUCCUUUGUAUUCUAAUUCCCCUGGAGCCGGGCCCGAAAGUGUGCUCGCGCACGUCCCCCCUCCCCCCC